Suillus subaureus is the source of this 696-nucleotide messenger RNA. RefSeq lists its product as uncharacterized. NCBI's taxonomy places the organism in Eukaryota, Fungi, Basidiomycota, Agaricomycetes, Boletales, Suillaceae. The record is from RefSeq and is a predicted model, not a curated record. The transcript has 4 exons. Bases 265 to 594 code for a protein of 109 amino acids.
AUCCCAACGACUGAAGUCAUUAUCUUCGACACUUCAGAGGCGUUUCGAAAGGACAUCUCAGUUUUAGGCCCUGCGGCCGAUGUAGUUUCAAAGGUUGAUGGUGUCCGGAGGCCCGUCUACACUGGGACACAGAUCGAGAACCCAACUACAGGGUAUAUCUUCCUCAACUGGGAAAGCCUAGCGCACCAUCAGGCGUUGAUGGCUGCCCCCUCAUAUGGGUCCUGUGCUUGACGCUCUGAAACCCGCUUCGGGGGCCCGUUUAAGAUGUAUCAUGUCAUUUUCAACGACCAUCCCAUCGCAUUACAGCAGCCUGUCACAGAGGUUCUCCUCCUCACGCUCAAAGAUCCCAGUCAUCGCACAGAGGUGUUCGAGAUCCUCAGUAAGAUGUCGGACUUGACCAAGAAGAUGCUCGUGUUUGGGCCUACAGUGGAGAAUGAGAAUGAGAUUAUUCUUGUCGGCGGCUGGGCAAGCGUUGAGGCUCAUUGGGAGACGGUUGCCAAUCCUGAGCCGAAAGCAGUGAUCGAACGGCUGUUCGUUCUUGCUACUAAGGACCAUCUGUUCCAUGCUGCCUUGAAGCCAUACACAGGAAAAUAGCAGUCGGCAGGUGCGGUCAACUAAAGUCGAAACUAAAGUAUUUGUAUAUUAUGAGCUUCUGCAUCGCAAAGCCCACACGACGGAAUACAAAGUGGAAAUAUG